This is a messenger RNA of Ambispora leptoticha, 528 nucleotides long. Lineage: Eukaryota; Fungi; Glomeromycota; Glomeromycetes; Archaeosporales; Ambisporaceae. The record is from the annotation of a GenBank genome assembly.
AUGUCUUCCGCCUACAAAAGAAAAGAAGAAUCCGUCACGUCGGAGGACGCACUAGCUACGAAAAAGAUCUGUAAAUACUUUCCGGGGUCACCUACCGAAAAUCAUAUCCAUGGCAUAUUUGAACCACCUGUACCAACUGUUGCUUCGAGCCCACAAAACAAAGAGAUACGAAAAUCUACGAAAAAAGAUUCCGUUAAUUAUAUCCGAACACAAUGGGUUUCUGAGGAUUUCGACGCUGAGGAUCUUAAAUCAACCAAUAUAUCCCAGCCUUCCACAAUAGUCAGUCCGAAGUCUACAUUCGUCGAAAAAUUCUUAGAAAAAAGACGUGAAAGGCGAAUUGCAAAUGAAGUUCCCAUUGAUGACAUCUCUUCGAUACCAGAAAAAUAUAUGAAGUUAUUGGAGGUGGAGAUAUUUCGUGAACCUAAUGUCUCAGAAUCAAUACCUCAAGAUCUAUGGCAUGUUUCAAUAAGGUUCCUUAUUUUAGAAAAAAAUUCCGAUAUCAUUCUCGACGUCUGUGGUCUAAAAUAA